This is a messenger RNA of Clavispora lusitaniae ATCC 42720, 987 nucleotides long. The record is from RefSeq and is a predicted model, not a curated record. NCBI's taxonomy places the organism in Eukaryota, Fungi, Ascomycota, Pichiomycetes, Serinales, Metschnikowiaceae.
AUGAAUAAAUGGGCACCGACCAUGAACAAGGGCAAUCAAUAUUGUCCACAUGGCAUAUGUAGCUGUUAUAAUGUCAUUCAGCUUUGGCCCAUUAAAGUGUCAGUAUCAGCGAUUGAACGCCAGUACUUAGUCCAGCAUGUCUCAUUUGAGCUAAGGAUGUCGCGAGUGCCAGCAUCUCCAAACUCGGCCUCAGCUAUCAAUCCAAUGUUCCACUCACUGUCCCUCUCUUCCCUAUUCCUUGAUUUCUUUUCUUAUUUCCCUUCUCUUUAUUUCCCUUCUCUUCUACGCAAAGAGACGCGCCACUGCUUCUGUUGUCGACAACUCUUCUGUCUCAGGCUCAGACGGCUCCUGCUCUUUUUCUGGCUCCUUCUUUGGCUCCCGCACAUAGGCGCGGGUGGUGGGCGCCUCCCAUUCCUGGCCCCAUUUGGGGUCGCCCAAGGCGGCGCGGAUUUUCGCCAACGCGAGCGAUUUCCGCUGCGCCUGGCGCAACUGGGCGCGAAGCUCGCUGCUGGGCCGCCGCGUGUGCAUGAAAUUGCAGUGGUCGCCGCGCGAGCACUGGUUGUUGUCGUAGGCGCGGCAGUUUGCUUCGGCGAAAUUCGAAACGGGCGACAACUCGCAGUAGACCGGGCGCCCGCCGUACCACUCUUGGUUCAACUGGGCCACGGCCUUGUCGGCGCUCUGCGUGUCGCUAUAGCGCACAUACACGUUGCCGCAGAGAUGGAAGUUUUCGUUUUCACACACCACCAUCUGCUCAAUUUCGCCGCUCUGGGCGGCGUGGGUGUAAAUGUCGGCGUAGAACUGGUCAAACGAUUCGGGCGACACUUUGUUCUUUUCGGCGCUUUGCGUGUACAAGUUGGCAAGAAGCACGGUUUUCGACUCUGUGGGUCGGAUGUGCUUUCUCGAGCACUUAUCGCCAUGGCGACAGGCGCCGAUUUUCUGGUAGAAUGUGCAUAUGGCCUGGGAAUCCAUGGAGAAGAGAUGGAGUAG